CUCAAAUGAAAAAUCCCAAACACCAUUUAUAGGUUCCGACUGUAUUGAUUUCAUGCCAGACAGCUUUCUCGUGAUUUUGCUCACGUGUUCAGUUAGAGCCUGCCUGUCGAAUCGCCAGAACCAUGGAGGCGAGCAUUGAGUACAAUCCAUAUGGUAGUCCGGGUACUGCAAUGGAGAUACCAGCUAAUCAGCACAAUCUAGAACGUCUACGAGAAAUCAUAGAAAAUGGAAACCUCAAGCAAGGAAAAAUAUUUCGGAAACCUUCAAAGAAGACUUGUCACAAAUGUGAGAAAACAUUUCUCUUUGGUUGUAAUCACUGUCGUCUAUGUGAAAAAACCUUCUGUAACGAGUGUUAUAUCCAAGUUCCUGAUUCAGUAUUUGAUCCUCCGUACAGCAGCCGAGAUAUACCGCAAAAGCCAUCGAUGGUCAAGUUAUGUCUGGACGGCUAUCGACAGCUAUUAAAUGAAAGGCAAACUUUAAACAUACAAGAAGGUAGUUAUCACUAUAUAAAUCAGACUAUUGAUGCAUUAAAGAGAGAUAUCGGGGAAGCUAUACAUAGCUAUAAUACUACAGUCACCGAAAUAAGGUAGGCCCGGUGUCAAUUCAAUUGUACUACUCGAUGGCAAAUAUCGAAUACAAUCUUAUACGUACGUUAAUACCAUAACAUAUAUUUAUAAUCACCAUCAUCAUCAUCAUGGCUUUGUCAUUUAAGCUUCAAGUUUAUUUUAUUAAUAUCAUAUACGCAGCCAAGGAUGAAUUACAAGAUAUUUACAGUACAUUAAAAAACAUUAAAAGUCACAACAUUAUAUAGAAAGUUAUUUGAAUAAAACAUCGUACAUAUAGGCCUAAUAAUUGUUUAAAAUAUAUAACAAAUAUAAUUAACAAAACUUCUAUGAGAACAAAUGAAAACCAAUGAGUUUCAUAUUAUUUGAUGUGAAGUAGAAUCCGAUUGGAAACAACACUUAUGUGUUCAAGUAUGAAACAGCACCUACGCUGGAAACUAGCGUAACAUGGUAGGCUUCGCCAUCCCAUCAUUAUAAGCGGUGUACGGUAAGA
Molecule: messenger RNA, 1056 nt
Organism: Anneissia japonica
Lineage: Eukaryota; Metazoa; Echinodermata; Crinoidea; Comatulida; Comatulidae
Exons: 5
Coding region: 123-590 (155 amino acids)
Source: RefSeq, a predicted model, not a curated record